Rhizoctonia solani is the source of this 1137-nucleotide messenger RNA. Its product is annotated as Transposon Ty3-I Gag-Pol polyprotein. The record is from RefSeq and is a predicted model, not a curated record. Lineage: Eukaryota; Fungi; Basidiomycota; Agaricomycetes; Cantharellales; Ceratobasidiaceae. The transcript has a single exon. The coding region runs from base 1 to 1137 and encodes 378 amino acids.
AUGGCACCAUUGGCAAAGCGCGCAAGCAGAAACACGCUAUUCCGCUGGGGCGGACUGGAAGAGCGGGCAUUCUGCGAAGUGAUACAGCUUGUAGAAGAAUACAGGGACAAACAUUGGGUAGCACUGAGAUACAGGCCGGGAGAGGACCCAAUAUACCUGAUAACGGACGCAAGCCUAACCAGAGCAAGCAGACUGGUCAGCCAAGGGAAGGAAUGGCAGACGGCUGCAGUAGCAGCCUUCUGGUUGGCUAAGUUCACAACAGCGCAACAGAACUACACGGUGACAGAACAGGAGGCCCUGGCCAUAGUAGCAUCACUGGCCAAGUUCCAGCCACUACUGUAUGGCAUGAAGUUCAAAGUACUCACCAACCACAAGGCGCUGGAGUUCUUGCUAACCCAGAAGGAACUGAACGCGCGCCAAGUUAGAUGGUUAGAAACAAUAAAUGAAUUCAACUGCACUAUUAGAUACAUCAAGGGAUCCCAGAACGUGCUGGCGGACGCACUUUCUAGGAUAUACAGUGAAGACAAAAAGGGAACGGAACAGGCGGCAAGUGAAUACAUGGCGGACAUAGAUGGAAACAACACAACGGGGAAUGCGCAUACACCCACCGUACAGUUAACGCGACCUGUGAUCACAGGUAUGGCAGCCAAAGUAGCGGCCAAGAGCCAAGUAACAUUGGAAGGGGUGAGGCAAAACCCAGCUUGUAAACGUGUGGCGCUGGAACAAUACAACCCAGAAAUCCCGGGAAGGGGCAAUUACGGAAGAAUUGGGACAAGAGCCCCAAAGAGAAGAGGCACCGCUGAUAAAGCAAAUUGGGACCCUGAUAGAAGGGAAGAAUUUGAUGAGAUCAUGAAUGGGUCAACAGAAGCUGGGAGUGAAACACGCAAGACUGAAUCAAUGAGCUCACCAGCAAGCAUUGAGCUGGAGGGCAGGAAUACUACAGGAAACAAAGUAGACCCAAUGGACAGAUCAGACCACAGGCACAUAACACAGCUAGUGAGCAAAAUAGACAUAGUGAGCGCAAUAGCAGAAGGAUACAAGAAGGACAAACACUACAAGAAAAUAAUUGAGGAACCAUUGCAAUUUCCUCAGUUUGAACUCCGCAAGGAACUAAUAUACUUUAGCAAGCACAGUUGA